Pyrus x bretschneideri (Chinese white pear) is the source of this 1002-nucleotide messenger RNA. Its product is annotated as E3 ubiquitin-protein ligase SPL2-like. Bases 1 to 1002 code for a protein of 333 amino acids. Gene Ontology annotation, biological process: protein ubiquitination; organelle organization. Gene Ontology annotation, molecular function: ubiquitin-protein transferase activity. The record is from RefSeq and is a predicted model, not a curated record. The transcript is spliced from 8 exons. Lineage: Eukaryota; Viridiplantae; Streptophyta; Magnoliopsida; Rosales; Rosaceae.
AUGAGCCCCAUUUUGGGCGUUGCCCUAGGGUAUGCCGCGGUGCGCACCUUGCUCAAAUUGAGCUCCUACUCCUCGGUCCUACCCAAGGUCCGUAUCGCUCCCUCCGUAAAAAUUUCUGAUCUCCGGUCAAGCCUCGCGUUUGAUCAAUCCGACCAGUCCACUGCAAAGCUCGCCGUCUUCCGUGGCACCGUUGAAGCCAAGUCUGCCUUGGACGACAGCAAAUGGAAUAUCUUUAAAAAGUCUGAUGUACUCGUCUCACGAGGAGCAAUAGAUAGAGCCGUCAUUGUUCGGAGAACUCAAACGUGUGUAUUUAACGAAUGGAUGGCCCUUUUCGGAUGGUGGGAUUUUCGAGCGUAUUGGAGGGCACUUUGGAGAGCUUUGACAGAUCCAGGAUCAAGCUCCUUACGAAAGGUUCCUUUCAUUCUUGUUGAAGGCGGUGGUCGCGGAAAAAAACCGAUUUCCGAUUUUGUUGUUGGUGGAGUGCUCAAGGAAGAGGAGAUUCUUCGUUUGGGAAAGGAAAUUAGUGCUAUUGGUCUCUACAGUUUCAAAAACGGACUGCUGGAAGUCAAGUCCUGCAAGGAUCUUCCCUAUUUUCUCUCUAGGAUGUCUAAGGAACAGAUGGUUGUAGAUCUUGCAUUACGUACAAAAAAAUUGUUCUGGAGUGGGAUUGUUCUUGGUUCAAUGCCAAUUGGCCUCCUUGGCUAUUCUGCUGUCAGGAUUUGGAAUAGAUGGAAAGCGUGCAAGCGACAAAGGCGGCUACUGCAAUCAAUCCGUGCUUCUGAGAACAAAGCUGAAACUCAAGUUCAAGAAGUGGAUGGUGAUGUUCCAAGGCAUCAGUUGUGUGUCGUAUGUCUUACGAGUAGAAGGCAGAACGCAUUCCUUCCUUGUGGGCAUCUGCUUUGUUGCCAACCAUGUAGUGUACUGAUGAAAAAUCACGUUUCACCGAAGUGCCCUCUUUGUCGGAAGGAAAUUCUAGUUUUGGUAAGAAUAUAUGAAUCUUAA